Messenger RNA from Neolamprologus brichardi, 3587 nucleotides. The record is from RefSeq and is a predicted model, not a curated record. Lineage: Eukaryota; Metazoa; Chordata; Actinopteri; Cichliformes; Cichlidae.
CACUGAUCCAAGUUAGGAGCUUUCAGCUGCCAGCCUUGGCCCAUCAUGUAAGUGCUGCGGAGAAUUCUUUGCAGUGCGUUUGCAGAAUUACCUGAUUUCCCGACGGCCGUGCAUCCGUCCCGGCGCCCUGCGCACGGACGCGCACGCUUCGGACGCGAAAAGGCUCCAAGUGCAUGAAGAUCGAGGCUUGUGUUUUUGCAUCUUUGUUGCAGAAAGCGAGCCGCUGAAGCUCCAGUGCGAGGGCGAUGGAGGGAGGGAGUGAGAAAGAAGGCAAAGUCUUUUGUGCUUCCCCUCCCCCUCAUCAAAGCAAAGGGGAAAUGUCUCAGCCGAAGGGAGGUAAGAGGAAGCGGGUGCUCAAGCUCCCCAGGGAGGCGUUUGAGCAGGCUACCAGUACCAGCUCAGUACCCCCCAGAGAUCUGGAUUCGAAAGCUUGUGUAACAAUCGGAGAGAAGAAUUUCGAGGUGAAGGCAGAUGACCUGGAGCAGAUCUCCGAGCUCGGCCGAGGAGCGUACGGCGUGGUGGACAAGAUGAGACACGUGCCGAGUGGCCUGAUCAUGGCUGUUAAGCGGAUUCGGGCCACGGUGAACACUCAGGAGCAGAAGAGGCUGCUCAUGGAUCUGGACAUCUCCAUGAGGACGGUGGACUGCUUUUACACCGUCACCUUCUACGGAGCACUAUUCAGAGAGGGCGACGUGUGGAUCUGCAUGGAGCUGAUGGACACCUCCCUCGACAAGUUCUACAAGCAGGUGAUUGAGAAGGGCCUGACCAUCCCCGAGGACAUCCUGGGAAAGAUCGCUGUCUCAUCUGUCUGUCCACAGCCGGAGAGGAUCAAUCCUGAGACCAACCAGAAAGGCUACAACGUCAAGUCGGACAUCUGGAGUUUAGGAAUCACGAUGAUCGAGCUCGCCAUCCUGCGCUUCCCGUACGACUCGUGGGGGACACCUUUUCAGCAGCUGAAGCAGGUGGUGGAAGAGCCUUCGCCCCAGCUUCCCGCCGACCAGUUCUCCCCUGAGUUUGUGGACUUCACCUCUCAGUGCUUAAAGAAAGUUUCCAAAGAGCGGCCGACUUACACAGAACUCAUGCAACAUCUCUUCUUCACCUCCCACGAGGCCAAAGAAACCGACGUGGCUAGCUUUGUGAAAGUCAUCUUGGGAGACUGAGUGCACUGGAGGGAGGGGGAGGAAUCUGUUAAAAAAGGGGAAACAAAAAAAAAAAUCCAAGAAAAAAACACCAAUCGCACCCCCCCCCACCACCAUCCCAUUUACCCGCAGGACUCCCUCUCACCCCUCCCUCCAGUGGCAGACAAACGGAGCCCAGAGGAGCCGCUGACGAAGCAGAACGAGGAGUCUGUCCCCGCCCCCCCACCUGGCCUCGGGCCCCCCCUCUGUGCAUCACCUGGCACGGUGGGAGGAGUUUGGGAGACGGGAGCCUCACACAGAAUCUGGAGUAAUUUAUGACGUGUGUAUGCAAAGCCUCCCUGUUUGAUUCGAUUUGCCCCGCCGCUGCGCUCGAGCGCUGUUGUUAGCGCGCUGACUCUGAGGCCUCCACAAGGGUCGAGUCGUAGUUUCUUUUUUGCUGAAAAGCAGAAGCGAGAAGAUGUGCAGAUUAUAUAAAAAAAAGAAGAAUGAUAUAAUCUAUCUGUGUAUAAUCUAAAUGUUUGCAUACUCGACGCAAGUGUUGCAUCAGAUUAUUAAUUGACUGCAUGUACAGAAUUUCUCUCUGGGUAAAAACGGGCUCAUGUGGCCAGUGAGGAACAGUUGGAGAGUCCGAUUGUUGACUUCAGGGGCUCCCCCCAGUGGUCACAAAGAGGUACUGCACUUACACUGCUUUUCCCCCCUGAUUACAGUGGAGGUCAACUACACGUUUUGGGCUCUUGGCUGCCUGUGAGCGUGAAUGUGUGCGAGCUGGUGCAUGACAUGUGUGUGGGGCAUGUUCACAAAGCUGCACGGCUCCAAAUCCAAGUAGAAACGCAGUUUUCGUGCUCUGCAACAUUUUUUAAUGGAUUUUCUGCAGCCUCGCUGCCCCCGUGAGAGCUCAACAGGCAGGGCAACACUCUUACGUUGCUUUAAAAGUACAGGCGACUCUGCAUCUGCACAUCAUGUUCAAAUGUGACGCAUGUAAUAAAGAGCUUUAUUUUAAAACUAGUUAGUGUGGUAGUCUAGUACAAGCAUAGACUGUAUAUUAAAGAUGGAAAUGGCCACUAUGACGCCACAGUGUCAGCAAGGUUCUGUCAUUUGAAAGGCGUCUAAAUAAAUUGUGAAGUUGUGCUUUUCGGUGUGACUGUACCCAUGUGGUCGGGUGCCCCAUCAGCAAACUCAGCGAUGACUGCUGGUUCAAACACGUCCAUUUACUUUUAAUGUAUUUCUAAUUUGACCCCUCAAAAAAACCCAAACAAAAGAUGUGAAUGAAACUUCCGAAUAGAUAUCAAACUUUUACACUUUACCGUGAUAAUGUAGCCAAAUGCACCAAAGUCCAAUAGAUUCCAAUAGAUAUGAGAUUCUGAGGUCCAGCAGCUUUGGCUGGUUUGAAGCCACCGUCUGCUCCGUCCCUGAUCCUUCCUGCGUGAAGCAGAAUCGCAGAUCUUUGAGUCAAAGCCGGAGCCGAGUUGCAGCCGUGCAGCUUGGUGUCGCUCACACACACUUUAAAUGUCGGGGUGUGUGUUUGCGUGUGCGUGGGCUGUGUGGGGGAAGAUUUUCUCCUUGUUGUCUGUACUGAGCCAAUCACAACCCUCUCCACUCACCAUGAAAAGAACUGGAUACUAUUGCUAUUAUUAUUAUUAAUAUUAAUUAUUGUUAUUAUUUAGAUCCAGGUUUUUUCUCCCCCCCUUUCGACAUACUUACUGCAGUUGCUCUUAUUUAUUAUAACUGCUGUUUUCCCUUUGGAAACUUGACCGAACCAUUUGAGACUCUCCUCACGUGUUCGUGUGAGCUGUGUAUGGUUUUUGUUUUUCUUUGUAUUUUUUUUUUUGUCGUGUUCUUCUUGGCUCAAACACGUGAAAUGCUUUUAAUCUGUAACUUGCAAGCCUUCUGUGUGCCUCUAUAUAGAAACUGUCUAAGGAAAACGAGAUGUAAAGAACGAUGCAGGGAUCCGCUCCCUCCCUCCUCACACGCUGCACGGCAUCAUAAUCCCACUUUGUGUUCCUUGUUGUACUGUAGCUCAUGCUCGAUUUGUUUAUGUUUUUAUGCUUGUGUUCAUCUCUCUCGUUGCCUUUGUUCUUGGCCUCUUUCUCGCAGUGAUUUCUGCGGAGGCCGAGCUGACGCCUUCUAGAUGUCAUGGAAGAAUUACUCUGAUGUCAAAACGGGAAACUUGAAGUGUUUUAAGCGGCAGAGCGGCGAGGCUUUGUCCUGGUUUGAGGAUUUACGUCAUCCUCACGCCUUUUAAAUAUUAUAUUGCUGAAUUAUCACGUGAUUUCUUCUAAUUUUGACUUUUGGGGCCUUAAACUGUGUCAAAAACUGAACCAAAAACACUUUUACCCCCGACUCUGCUCGACAUUACAGCAUCGAUAAAUCGUCACUAUAAUAAUAAUGGAUUGGAUUUAUAUAGCGCUUUUCAAGGCACCCAAAGUGCUUUACAAUGCCACUAUUCAU